UUGAAGGUUAAAUUGUUUUAUCCUAGAAUAAAACUAUAUUUAACUCAAACUGGUGGAACUGGAAGACGAAGAAUGGCGACUCGACCUGCUGCGUCAUGGUUCCUCGUUCUGCUCUCCCUGAUCUCCGUCCAGUUUGGUUCUGCUGGAGAGACGAUCAGAGCUGAACCUGGAGAAAACGCCAUCCUGCCAUGUGAAGCUCCUGAGAAAAAACCUGUCAUCAUUGUAGAGUGGAGAAGAUGUGAUCUGGAGGGAAAUGAUCAUGUUGCUCUGUAUCAAGAUGAACAGUUUGAUAAUGAGGGUCAGAAUCCAGCUUAUAAGAACCGAGUGGAUCUACAGGACAGAGAGAUUAAGAAUGGAGACGUGUCUUUGGUUCUGAAGAACGUGACGACUAAUGAUACUGGAACGUAUGAAUGUAGAGUUGAUGGGAUUAAAAAUAAACGCAGGAAGAGAUCUCACCUGAAGAAUGAACCCAUCUGCAUCAUCAACCUGGUUGUUUCUGCUCCAGGGAGCAAUGAAGGACAAAAAAAGGAUGGAGGGAACGAGGAAGGACAACCAGAGAAUGGAGGGACCAACACUGGACUGAUAGUUGGUCUCUCAGUUUUAGCUGUUCUGGCUCUAUUUGCUGUUUCAGGUUUUCUGCUCUAUAAAAAACUGAGACGUUCAUCACAGGAACAGAAGCAGCCUCCUGCAGCAGAAGCAGAACUUCAGGCUAUGAAUGUUGAAAACCAUCCAGAACCUGAAAUGUGAACAUUGAGACAUUCAUUUCUAGCAGGAAGAGACUUUCAGCACUGAGAGAAUAUAUAAAGUUCAGCUCAACUGAUUCACUUCACCUGUUUCUAUCAGAGCUUCAAACAGCAGAGAACAAACUGAAUGUGAAAAGUUUGAACUGCAGCUCCUUUUUAAGGUUUCCUGCUGUCUGAACAAAAUGAUAU
This is a messenger RNA of Poecilia latipinna (sailfin molly), 932 nucleotides long. Its product is annotated as hepatitis A virus cellular receptor 2-like. Lineage: Eukaryota; Metazoa; Chordata; Actinopteri; Cyprinodontiformes; Poeciliidae. The coding region runs from base 73 to 747 and encodes 224 amino acids. Gene Ontology annotation, biological process: cellular response to lipopolysaccharide; positive regulation of T cell proliferation; immune response. The transcript is spliced from 3 exons. The record is from RefSeq and is a predicted model, not a curated record. Gene Ontology annotation, cellular component: external side of plasma membrane.